Molecule: messenger RNA, 1478 nt
Organism: Folsomia candida
Lineage: Eukaryota; Metazoa; Arthropoda; Collembola; Entomobryomorpha; Isotomidae
Product: epidermal retinol dehydrogenase 2
Exons: 5
Coding region: 323-1309 (328 amino acids)
Cellular component (GO): lipid droplet
Molecular function (GO): oxidoreductase activity, acting on the CH-OH group of donors, NAD or NADP as acceptor
Source: RefSeq, a predicted model, not a curated record
GCAUGAUUUGCUUAUACAAUUAUUUGUGCAUACGGCCCACUCACAUUUCUUGAAAUUUUAUAUAAAGUACAACUUUAUGAAAAUAAAAUUUGCUUCAGUAAAUCCACUUUGAGAAUGAAUUUUUUUCGUGAAUCCGCAAGCAAUGUGAGACUCGCAAUAAAACCAAAUAUCGAAUGCAUUGGAUGAGAGUCUCAUCUCAUGUUGAUGUGAACGAGAAGCCGGUGAGCGAACUCGCGUAAAAUUUCUUCACUCGUCUCGCCGUAUUUUGAUUUCUUAUUGUUCACCGUUUUAUCGGAGUAAAUAAGGAACAAAAAAGGGGGAGAUGGAGAAAGGGUUGAUAUCAACGUUCUUCGAUAUUAUUCAGUCUUUGGCCACGGCGGUAGUGGUACUAGUUUACAUAAUCUACUCAUAUUUCGAAGCCUUUUGGAGAUUAUUGCGACCGAAACCAGCCAAGUCACUUGCCGGAGAAAUUAUUUUGGUAACUGGGUCAGGAAAUGGAAUUGGGCGUGAAAUUUGUCUUCAAUUGGCGAAUUCUGGAGCUAAAAUUGUUUGCUGGGAUAUUCACAAAGGGAAUAACGACGCGUUAGUCAAGUCUUUAAGGAAAUUGGGCGCAUUUGCGUAUGGUUACAUGGUCGACGUAUCGGAUAGAUCUACUGUGGAGUGUUUUGCAGAUAAGGUUAGAAAAGAAGUCGGCGAAGUUACUAUCAUCAUCAACAAUGCAGGGGUAGCUCCUUGUCAAGAGUUUCUUAAAUGUAAUCCACAACUAGUCGAGCACGUUUUUAAAGUAAAUGUACUCUCCCACUUUUGGAUUUUACAAGAAUUUCUUCCCAAUAUGAUCGAGUGCUCAAAAGGUCACGUGGUGACGAUGUGUUCAUUUGCUGGGUUAAAGGCUACUCGGAACAUGGUGCCCUACAAUGGGUCCAAAGCAGCCAUUCAUGGCUAUUUGGAGUCUCUGAAAUCGGAAAUUCGACAUCAUCCUAAGAAACCGGAUAUUAAAUUUACAACCGUUUACCCUUCUGCAGUCAAUACGAGAUUAUUUAAAGGACUAUGCUGCAGAUUUAGAUUCCCAUAUUUUACGCCAGUUCUUGAGCCGGAAUAUGUCGCCAGACAUCUUCUAAAUGGUUUAAAAAGGGAAAUAGAGUAUGUCUAUUGUCCACCGCACAUACCGCUGUAUUUGUUCCUAGAAAAUUUAAUCCCGAACAAGGCCAGAGGAGCUGUUACAGAUUUUCUUAUGCCCUUAUUCGAACCCAUUUCUACCACCAGCAAUAAAUCUCAACUGGAUUCUCAUUGCACUUCAUCCUCUUUGUAGCCAAUUUUUAUUAUGCUAUUCCUAGUCUUACCAUGUAUUUUAAAACAAUUGCUAUUGUCCUUCCUUAUGUGCUCUGUGAUACACUUAUAAUUAUGUAAUGGUAAAUGAUUAAUCCUUGAUCUCAAUCUUUAAAGCAGAUCUGUGAAUAAAUAAGUAAAGUCAAGAAGAA